This is a messenger RNA of Cloeon dipterum, 1181 nucleotides long. RefSeq lists its product as uncharacterized. Lineage: Eukaryota; Metazoa; Arthropoda; Insecta; Ephemeroptera; Baetidae. The coding region runs from base 181 to 936 and encodes 251 amino acids. The transcript has 3 exons. The record is from RefSeq and is a predicted model, not a curated record.
CAAUAUGGCGUUCGUUGCUAACUUUUGGUGGGAAUGCUCAAUGCUGAGCCCUCUCCACAAUAACUAACCAGACUUCAGUCACAAUACGUUUGGCAGUCAGACGUCGUGUGUCUUUAGCUCUCCUCAACUUUCCAACGCGUUCACCCCGAAAAUCCCCAAAAAGAACGUCAAACUACCUACAUGUCAAUCGCCAAUAGCAUUGGAGUCAUGUCAGUCAAUCCAAUUGAGAUCACACGCCAACGCCUAGCUGGAUUGAGGGAUCAAGAUGCCCCACAGCAGCAACAAGCUUUCAAUUCUUCAGGUCGUGUGGAUUCCGUCGGCCCUGAGGAUCCUGCCCCCAUCGACAUCUUCAUCACCAUCGGUGACGGUGCAGAAGCAGUCUCCACCUCCGUCUUGUCUUCACAAAAGCCGAAAUCAAUCAGGCUUUCCGUUGUUGGCCCAGUCAGCGUAGAGGAAGUGGACGCGUUGACCGCGAAGAUAAACGAGCCCAACAUUUUGGACGGACUGACAUCUCUCGAAGUGGUUAUGGACUAUCGGCAAGAACUCCACGACGUUUUCCGAGCCUUAAGUCGAUUCAUGAAGUAUGUCAGUUCGUCCGGACCACGGCUCGUGCAAUUGUCUCUCUUUCUCGAAUCCAGAUUCUCGGAAUUCAUGCGGGUUGCGCGAAUCUCAGGAAUUGACUUGUCCACUGUGAGGAUGAUUAGCCGCAGUGCGGUGCUCGUCAAGGCGCUCGACCCCAGUCUAUACGAACUUCUCGGGCUCUAUGACUGCAACAAGAGCAACUACAGUCCCCAGGACAACCCCCAGGAAGAUGACGAGACGGACGAAGAGGAAUUUGAAAUCGUCGACGGAUACGUCCAUCCAUACAUCGAUUUUGAACCCGAUCUUGAACCCCAUGAUGACGAUUUUGAUCCAUCAUACUACUUGACAGAUUAGCACGGCGCGGAUAAUCUCCCGCAAUCUGGCAGCAUCAAUGUGUUAUUAGUAAACUAGGUGAUAUUUGAGUGGCUUCUUGUUCCGGUGUGCACGCCUUUCCAGCAAGCGUGAAUUUGGAAUUCGAGUACGAUUGUCUGGUGAUUGAAGGCAGACCUCGUUGGAGAUGCUGAGGUCGUUCCCUGCUAGUUAUGUUAAGACUGAUAAUGUAACAACAUUGUGAUGCACCCUCGUGCACGUGGUUGAGG